Pelodiscus sinensis (Chinese soft-shelled turtle) is the source of this 5372-nucleotide messenger RNA. NCBI's taxonomy places the organism in Eukaryota, Metazoa, Chordata, Testudines, Trionychidae. The record is from RefSeq and is a predicted model, not a curated record.
AUAAUUACUUUCAGGAAAUGGCCUCUUCUAAAUCUUUGCUGAAUCUUCUUACCUUCACAUUUGGAUCAGCAAUAGGAUUUUUUGCAUGUUACAUGCUAUUUAGCAUAGUGUUGGAAAAACAAGUUGAAAUCCAACCUCAUAUUCUUCACAAUGAUCCCCAUGGUGAACACUCAGAAGAAACUGGAAGUGAUCAACUGGAUGGACAAAUGAACUUCAAUGCUGAUACUGGGCAGCAUAAAGAUGAGAACAAAUAUAUUGCAGAAGGAUUGUAUCAAAAGGUGAAAAUACUUUGUUGGGUGAUGACUGGGCCUCAGAAUCUGGAGAAAAAAGCCAAGCAUGUUAAGGCUACUUGGGCCCAGCAUUGCAAUAAAAUCUUGUUUAUGAGCUCUGAGGAGAAUAAAGACUUUCCAGCUGUGGGACUAGAAGCCAAAGAAGGCAGGGACCAACUGUACUGGAAAACUAUUAAAGCCUUCCAGUAUGUACAUGACCAUUAUUUUGAUGAUGCUGAUUGGUUUAUGAAAGCUGAUGAUGACACAUAUGUUAUACUGGACAACUUGAGAUGGCUUCUUUCAAAAUACAAUCCUGAACAACCAAUAUACUUUGGAAGGCGGUUUAAGCCUUAUGUGAAACAGGGCUACAUGAGUGGAGGAGCAGGAUAUGUACUGAGCAAAGAAGCUCUAAGGAGAUUUGUUAAUGCAUUUAAAACCAAUAAAUGUUCUCAUAGCUCUUCUGUGGAAGAUCUAGCACUCGGAAAAUGCAUGGAGAAUAUUAAUGUAGAAGCUGGAGAUUCAAGGGACACAAGCGGUAAAGAAACUUUUCAUCCCUUUGUGCCAGAACAUCACUUAAUCAGAGGAUAUCUACCUAGAACAUUUUGGUACUGGAAUUAUAAUUAUUAUCCUGCAGUAGAGGGUCCUGGAUGCUGCUCUGAUCUGGCAAUUUCAUUCCACUAUGUUGAUUCCAUAACUAUGUAUCAGUUGGAAUACUUCAUUUAUCAUCUUCGACCAUAUGGUUACCUAUACAGGUACAACCCUGACUCACUUAAUAAUCCAGAAGAGCAAAUCAAAAGCAAAGCAGUGAAUAAUGAUGCAAAAGAUAAAGCAGAAAGCUCCUAAAACUGAAUCAGACUUCUACUCAAAAAUAAGAUGUGGAACAAUGCACUGAAAGUAUUGUGGAGUAAUGGGCUGCUACAUCUAGUUCAGACCAGACUUGGGAAUUGCCAGUAGUUAUUGUUUUGAAUUUUAAAAGUUCUGUGUUGGGGGUCUUCCUCUGUGACUGCAAACUACAGGAUUUCAUUGUGCAUUUUUUAUUCAUGAGGCUUGUGGGCCUUUUUCAUAUGAGUUGGGACUGCAGAAUCAGGACCUAAAACUUUUAUGUGAUCUGUGAUCUCCUUGAGGUGGCUUGGUUGCAGUAAUAUAAAUAUGAAGAAUUUGUAUUAAAUCAUAUGGGUUGGUGAUGCAGUUCAAGAAUGAUUAUGUAGUGUUUUCUAGUCAUCACUUUUCUUUUUGCCUCAGUUCCCAUUUUCACCGUAUUUGGUAGUGUUAGAAAGCUUGGGCUACAUAAGGCUGUCACUUUGAGAUGCUGACACUAGAGAAAUUUGACAUGAAGUAACUGGGCUGAAAAGAGAGAAAUAAGUCUUUAAAAUCACUCCUGCCUUAACGACAGACUUCAAAAUAUUUGGUAUAAUUACUAAUACUGUGCCUAUUUAGAUGUCGAAAUCUGAAUUACUUCUCAGAUGAAGUGAAUUUGUUGUUCUUGAUCUCAUCAUAAACUUCCCCCUAGAUAGUAUCUGUUCCACAAAGCCACCACCCAGCUGGCUUGCUCCAGUUGGCAAAAAGAUCAGGAAUAGCAAGUUUGGUUGUUGUGGAGUGUGUGGAAACUUGCAUACCUGUCCACUCUAUCCUCUUACCAGCUCAUGAUAUGUACUCCUUCCUUGAAUGAGCACAAAAUUAAUCCAAACGUUUUUUUAAUGUACUUAUGGUAGAAAUAAACGCCUUAAAAUGCUCUUUCCUCCCCUUGUGCUCAUUUGUGUUUAAACCAAAAAAGUCUGUCUGAUAAGUCAUAUGAUAAAUACUUGUUGUAAACAGCAAGGCAUUUAUACACUGGCAUACAAUAAUUUCCAGAAUCACCCAGUAUUACUAUUAGUUUAUUUCUAUUAAAUGUACACAUUGCUAUACUGCAGGUUUUUGUUGGGAGGGGAGAGGGAAGUUUGUUUAUGGGAAUGAUCUGGCACCCAAAUAAAUACUAUUUUAAAGCAAACUAUAAGUUUUCUUAAUAGAAUUUUGAAUGUUCCCUAAAAAUACCAUUUAUUUUGCAGUAAUAUAUAGUUCCACUUCUCUCUGAGGGUUUUGUCUGGUUUAAAGUGUUUACCUUCAUUUUAAAUGCUCUUGAUCAGUGUUUCUUAAACUGUGUUCUGAGAACAACAGGCAGGCAGCCUUCCCCUCCCCCCCCCCCCCCCCAAACAAAAAUUCCUUUGUGUUCCUCAUAAAAAAAAAAUUGUUUGGUAUUCCUGGGUCUUAAAAAGUUUAAGAAACACUACUCUUGAUUGUCUGUCUUGCCAGUAUGUUGUACAGUUUUUCAGAUAAGCCAACCUGAAUGCAAGGAUCCUUUCAAAAAGGAUUUAUUUCAUCCAGUCUGUGACAUUACCAACAUAUUAAAAUACAGUCAGUAGCUAGACCAACUAGAUUUUUGCCUUUGUGAUCAGUAUGGUAUAUACAUCAUAAGACCAGUUUUAUGUUCUGCCUAUCUUUAUUCAUUGGCUGUCUUUGAUCUUCAGUUUUGCAGAAGCCUUCUCAUCUUUUUUUGUUCUGGUUUUCAUCUUCAUCAUAUUGGUGAAUUUGGAUCAAACCUGUCUCUCCUUAGCCAGUAUAUUGAUGAGUUCAUAUUACUGGUUGUAAAUGGCCUUACUAAAAUAGUUACCACUGUUCUUGAGCACAUUACUGGAAGAUUUCAGGAAACUCUGGAGUAGUAUGUCUGACAGGAGUUACUAAACAUUAUUUGCCAGCAGACAUUACUUAUGUAUUUUUUGUUCUGCCUUGUGACAUGAUGCAGAUAACCACAGUGUCUCAUGAAUAUGAAGUAAAUGUAGCCAUCUUUGCUGCCCAAUGUCUAAACAUGGGAUGUUUUUAUAUUCUCUAGUACCACUGAUGUUACUGUAUAGUGAUCGCUUAGUUAUUUUGUAUUUAUAUCUAAAUAUCUCAUUAGUGUUUUUCACUAGUAAAAAUUAAUGUGUUCUGUGAAUUGUCUUAUGGAACUCUUUAAAGUUAACUGCUGAAAUGUUUUUAAAUGGUUACACAGGUUGCCUAAUUAACAUUGUUAUACAUGAGAUACAGCCAAUAGGAUUGCUAAAUCAAUAUGCUAAAAGCACUUAACAUCUAUAGAGAUUAAUGUAUUCACAUAUUUGGCUAAAUCAUUUUUCUUUAACAGUUGAUGGUGUGUAAUCUAAAUUUAACAAGGUGAAGGUUUUGAUUUAAAUUCAAACUCAGACAGUGUAAAAGGUCUGUUGAAUCAGAAAUCUAUAGUUCUUCACUACCAUUUUCUUCCCUCAUACUCCUUUAAUGGCCUGCAUGUCCCCCAUUGACUUCUCAGCUUGUGGUGUAGGUAGCCCGUGUUGUAGUGAAAUCAUUGGGCUAUGUGUGAGAAAUGCAAAUAUAAAUAAAGUCUAAGCAGGGAUACUUCAAAAAGCAUUUAGUACCUGGCUAAGAAAAGUUGCUGUCUCCAGAUUCCAUAUGCCAACAGGAAAAUGGAAGAUAUUUCCUUUCAGUAUCAGACUGAUUCUGUUGAAGUACUCACUUAAUUUUGUUGCAGAUUUUUCUAAAAUUAUGUUGUUGUUUUUCUGUUAGACUCUAGUAUCAUUAUGUCAACAAAACUAAUUAUACUUAGGGAUUUUUAUUUAAAAAAAUUGGUAGCCAUUUUACCUGAAAGCUUUCCUAACUUGGCUACUUGAUAGACUUUUAUGAUCAUCUUUCUAAGAGGAACUUUCAACAUUGCAGCCUCUGUCAUGUUCUGCAGUUCAGAGCCAUUGGUUUCAGUGUUGUGUCAUCAUUGGAUUAAGAGCAAACACACAGUAAAAUAAUGAUAGAAAUGUAGCCGUGUUAGUCUGGUGUAGCUGAAACAAAAUACAGGACUAUGUAGCACUUUAAAGACUAACAAGAUGGUUUACAAGUUAAACCAUCUUGUUAGUCUUUAAAGUGCUACAUAGUCCUGUAUUUUGUUCCAGUACAAUAAGUACUUCUGUAGCCCAGACAAGCUACUACAAAGAAUCGUUCCUUGGCUGAUUUGCUUUUCUUAGAACGUGCCUUUUGAAGUGCAGGGGUACAGGAGGAUGCCUUAUGCCACAGUGCUUGUUACUCUUGAUUUGUAAUGUUUAAAAAGUCUGACAGUAUUCUGUAGUCACAGUGUAGUGACUGACACAACCCAGUUACCUAAUUCUAAUCAAAUGUAUGUCUUAAAGAAAAUUACCUGAGAGGCAGAUGUAUGGGUUUUGUUCUUUUAAUAGGAUUCUUAAUAUUUGAGUAGCUUUGUUUUUCAGAACAUGCCAUUAGACAUGCAUUAAUUUGCAGAGGCAUGAGAAUAUUCUCAAAUAAUCCUAUUCUCUGAAGCUGUUGUGAGCUGAAUGUUACAUAUUCAGAGGAGUCACUCAACUGAAAUUUAGUUAAACUUUUCACUUUGUUCCUAAUUCAGUUUAGCAAUGUGCACUGUAUAUAUCUGCAUGAAUGGACACAAUCCGCAGUGAUACCUUGUCUGUUUUACUCAGCUGUUUCUUUUUUCCUUUUUUAUUCUUUUUUUCUGAUCUUUCCAGGAAUGCUUCUACAGCUCCACCCUGUGAAGCAGUAAUCAGAUCUUUUCACGUGUUGCUACUAGCUUAGUUGCGAAAGGAAGUUUCAAUUGUGCAUUUUGACAGGCUACUCUCAACAUAGCCAGCCGCCAUUCAUUUAGUUUACUCUGAUAAUCUGGGAGGAGAUUUAGUGUCUUGAUAACCUAACUAGCAUUUGGGCACACGCCAAAAUGAGAAUAGGAUUACGUAAUUAAUCUUUACUCUGGCAAGAAAAAUUUGAGCGAACUGGCAGAUCUUCAUCUUACUGCAUGUUGUGUUUAGAAUACUCUGCUAAAUGAAUUGCAGAUGUUUUAUGAAAAAUAGGUUAAAGGAGACGUGUUGCUUCUGAGCAUUCUGUUCCAUUAAAAUAAGUGAAUAUUAUGGUAUUUAAGAGACUAGAAAAUAGUUCUAGAUGUCGUAGACGAAAGUUGAUAACUUACGUGUUAAGUGAUCACCACAAGCAAAUUUAUUAUUCAGUAACUUCUUGGAAGUGCCUUUGACCAUUUUUCUAUAACGAAUUUGAAGUGAGAACUGCACAAAUAAAAUGAUCACACACAAA